GGGCCUGUGAUCAUCAGGAAAUGGGAGCAGGAGUUGGGGGGAUGGGGGCUGUGUUCACCAGGAAAGAUCCCAUGUUUGAUCUGCCUGCUUCUCCCUUCCAUCCUGGCUGCCUUCACUGCCCUAUAACAGGUGACAAGAGCAGAAGGUAAACAAGGAUAAGAGGGAAAGCUGGUCAUGGUGGAGAUGGAGGCCCCAGGAGCAGGAGGACCACAGAGGAGCCCAGUGGACCUGUUAGGAACACCAAGGGUCCUUGUCCCUCUAGGCAGCCAAGAGGAACAUCUGGGAUAGGGGCUGGGGUAGAGAAGCAGCUGCCAGAGAGGAACAUCAGAGGGAGAAAGGAGCGGCUGGAGGGGAGGAACAACUGGAGGAGACGAGUAGCUUGUGGGGGUGGGGGAGCCUCUGAGAGAGAGGAACAGCUGGGGAAGGUGCCUGGCAGCACAGAAGGAAAUUGUGAGGAUCCCACUAGCCUUGUCCAAUCACCCCUUCUUAGACAGUGAGCAGCUUCCCUGGGAUUGAACCUGGAGGACUUGCCGUGACCAGUGGAGAUCACUGGUUGCCUACACCAGGUCCCUGGUGCCUGGCCAUGGAUCAGUACCUGUCCAUGGCCUGUUUGAAGCUGGGCCACACAGCAGGAGGCAAGUAGCGGGCGAGGGAGUGAAGCUUCCUGUGUAUUUAUAGCCACUCCCCUUGAUGGGACACAGAGCCAGACCCUAUCUCCAAAAACAGAAAGAAAAUCUGUCUCCAUUAAACAGUAGCUCCCAUUCCCUCUCCUGGCAGCCCCUGGCAGCCACCAUUCUUCUUUGUUCCCGGGUUUGCCGACUAUAGAUCCUGAAUAUAUAUGUGAAAUCAUGCGGGGUUUGUCCUUCUGUGACCGGCUUAUUUCACCCAGCCUAAUGUCUUCGGGGAUCCUGCUGUCGUAGCGUGUGUCCGAAUGUCCCUCCUGGUUACAACUGGAUCAUAUUCUAUUACGUGAAUAUUCCGUGUUUUGUGUAGCCACUCAUCCGUUGAUGGACGCCAGUUACCUCCACUGUGCGGCUACCUGGAUUGUGCUGCAGUGAGCUGGGCAUGCGCUUCUGUUCCAGUUCCUGCUUUCAGUACUGCUGGACGUUUCCUGGGUGCAGCUUUCAGGUCUCUGGAGGAGCCCGGUCACGGGGUCCCUCUGCUGUUGGAGAACUCAUGGUUUAUACUCACUGUUGCUGCAGUGUGGCCUCACAGCCAUGUACAGAAUUCUGAGUUCGAAGCUGGGUGCCCACUCCCUCACUCUCUGAUUCUGAAGGGGGAAGAGAAUUCGCCUGUGCUGAGUGUUCAUCCCACGCUAGGUGCAGGGAUGUGCUCUUAGAUGUGGGGUCGCUGUUUGGGGGCACCAUAUGGCGGGCCGAUGGGCUCUGCUGUCUGGGGCUGGUUCCCUGGCCUGCGUAGUGCAGGUGGCAUCCUCAGCGCUGGGAUGAGGGCAGGUAGGGGGUCCGUGUGCCCCCCUCGCACACGAGCCCCCGAGCUCCAGGCCGAGGCUCCGGAGGGGCUGCUCACCCGGUGUGCUUUCCCUCCAGGUGAAUGAGAAGAUGUAGCACAGCGGCAGCCCGGGUGACACCUGCUGGGAGCUUGGCGUGGACACCCCAGCCACCCCCAGCCCAGCCCAGCCAGAGCACCCUGCCCCUGGGCAUCCCCCCGGCCAUCCAGCCUCACCAUGUCCAAGAGAGGCACGGGCAGCCGGGCCAAGGGGGACAAGGCGGAGGCCCUCGCGGCGCUGCAGGCGGCCAACGAGGAGCUUCGAGCCAAGCUCACAGACAUCCAGAUCGAGCUGCAGCAGGAGAAGAGCAAGGUCAGCAAAGUGGAACGCGAGAAAAACCAGGAGCUGCGGCAGGUGCGCGAGCAUGAGCAGCACAAGACCGCAGUCUUGCUCACAGAGCUCAAGACAAAGCUGCACGAGGAGAAGAUGAAGGAGCUACAGGCCGUGCGUGAGACGCUGCUGCGGCAGCAUGAGGCUGAGCUGCUCAGGGUCAUCAAGAUCAAGGACAACGAGAACCAGCGGCUGCAGGCACUGCUUAGUGCCCUGCGUGAUGGUGGCCCUGACAAGGUCAAGACCGUGCUGCUGUCCGAGGCCAAGGAGGAGGCCAAGAAGGGGUUCGAGGUGGAGAAGGUCAAGAUGCAGCAGGAGAUCACCGAGCUCAAGGGUGCCAAGAGGCAGGUGGAGGAGGCGCUGACGCUGGUGAUUCAGGCAGACAAGAUCAAGGCCGCGGAGAUCCGCAGUGUGUACCACCUACACCAGGAGGAGAUCACCCGCAUCAAGAAGGAGUGUGAGCGGGAGAUCCGCAGGCUGAUGGAGGAGAUAAAAUUUAAAGACAGAGCAGUCUUCGUGCUGGAGAGAGAGUUAGGGGUUCAAGCCGGGCAUGCUCAGAGACUGCAGCUCCAAAAAGAGGCUCUAGAUGAGCAGCUGUCCCAGGUCCGAGAGGCCGACCGGCACCCGGGCAGCCCCAGACGGGAACUUCCUCAUGCAGCCGGUGCAGGAGACGCUUCAGACCACUCGGGAAGCCCUGAACAGCAGUUGGAUGAAAAAGAUGCCCGGCGCUUCCAGCUUAAAAUUGCAGAGUUAAGCGCGAUUAUCCGCAAACUGGAGGACCGCAACGCCUUGCUGUCAGAAGAGAGGAAUGAGCUGUUAAAGCGUGUAAGAGAAGCUGAGAGUCAGUACAAGCCACUGCUGGAUAAAAAUAAGCGCCUCAGUCGGAAGAAUGAGGAUUUGUCUCACGCUUUACGCCGAAUGGAAAACAAGUUAAAAUUCGUCACCCAGGAGAACAUAGAAAUGAGACAGAGAGCCGGAAUCAUACGGAGACCCAGUUCCUUGAAUGACCUUGAUCAAAGUCAGGAUGAGAGAGAAGUCGAUUUCUUGAAGCUUCAGAUUGUGGAGCAGCAAAACCUCAUAGAUGAACUAUCUAAGACCCUUGAGACCGCCGGCUAUGUGAAGAGCGUGUUAGAGCGGGACAAGCUGUUAAGAUUCCGGAAGCAAAGAAAGAAAAUGGCAAAACUUCCCAAGCCGGUUGUUGUGGAGACCUUCUUUGGAUACGAUGAAGAGGCCUCCCUGGAAUCCGACGGUUCCUCCAUCUCUUACCAAACAGACAGGACGGACCAGACCCCGUGCACCCCGGAUGACGACUUGGAGGAGGGCAUGGCCAAGGAGGAGACGGAGCUGAGGUUCCGGCAGCUGACCAUGGAGUACCAGGCCCUGCAGCGUGCCUACGCCUUGUUGCAGGAGCAGGUCGGAGGGACGCUGGAUGCAGAGCGAGAAGUUAAGACCCGUGAGCAGCUACAAGCCGAAGUGCAGAGGGCACAGGCACGAAUCGAGGACCUGGAGAAGGCCCUGGCAGAGCAGGGGCAGGAUAUGAAGUGGAUUGAAGAAAAGCAGGCGCUGUACCGGAGAAAUCAAGAGCUUGUGGAAAAGAUCAAACAAAUGGAGACGGAAGAGGCUCGGCUUAGACACGAGGUGCAGGAUGCCAGAGACCAAAACGAGCUGCUGGAGUUCAGGAUCCUGGAGCUUGAGGAGAGGGAGAGGAAGUCACCCGCCAUCAACUUCCACCACACGCCCUUCGUGGAUGGGAAGAGCCCCCUCCAGGUGUACUGCGAGGCCGAAGGCGUGACUGACAUUGUGGUCGCGGAGCUGAUGAAGAAGCUGGACAUCCUGGGCGAUAACGCCAACCUGACCAAUGAGGAGCAGGUGGUUGUCAUACAAGCCAGGACAGUCCUGACCUUGGCCGAAAAGUGGCUCCAGCAGAUUGAGGAGACAGAGGCGGCACUGCAGCGGAAGAUGGUGGAUCUGGAGAGUGAGAAGGAGCUAUUCAGUAAGCAGAAGGGCUACCUGGACGAGGAGCUGGACUACCGGAAACAGGCCUUGGACCAGGCCCACAAGCACAUCCUGGAGCUGAAGCCAUGCUAUGUGGCGCCCCACCAGCAGGAGGCCGGGGCCAAGGUGGCUGAGCUGCUGUCGGAGGAAGAGCGCGAGAAGCUCAAGGUGGCCGUGGAGCAGUGGAAACGCCAGGUUAUGAGUAGGCUGCGCGAGCGGGUGCAGAUCCUGCGGGAGGCGCGCCCGGGCUGCUGCAGCUGGCUCAGUGGUUGCCACCGGUGUCUGGAGGAAGAUUUUCAGAAACAACAGAGCGUGACCCGUGACAAGAUGAAGGCUGGCAAUGAGCCGCCUGGAUGGCCUCACAGCGGGGGCAGGUGGACCAUCCAGGCCAUGCUGAGCCCCAAGCAGUUCCCCACAACAGGUCACAGAGAGGACUCCGGGCUAGGAGAAGGGGGCCUGGGGGCAGAGUCCCCCCACAGCUGCCUCAGUGACAUCUGGGACGUGGACAUGAGUGAGCCCAGCGUCCUGGAUGAGAGCCAUUUCCUGGGUAUUCUGGGGCUGGAGAGGUGA
Molecule: messenger RNA, 4402 nt
Organism: Chlorocebus sabaeus (green monkey)
Lineage: Eukaryota; Metazoa; Chordata; Mammalia; Primates; Cercopithecidae
Source: RefSeq, a predicted model, not a curated record